UAGGUAUAACUCGGCUCUCUUUUCUUCGAUCGCGACGACUGAGUAUGGGGUUAUGGUUGUGCCUAGCUCCUUCGAACCAGCCGAUCUGAUGACAAGCAAGAAUUCGUUUGCAAACUGUUCGUCUUCUGAACUUGGGAUCUCCAACGCAGAUAUACUGUCAGCACUGUCGAGUGGAAAAUACCAGAACUUGACAAAAGAGGAGUGUGUCGAUACUUAUGCCGUGACAUAUCUCGCUGGACGUGGGACGCUAAUAGUCCUCUCGAGCAAUCUGACAACCGGGAAUAAUUCGAUUCUGUAUACCGGGACUGGGAAUGAGGGUGCGCGUACGGGGAUUAUGGGGUUAACUGGCCCGUAUUAUCCGUAUGAAUGGAUGUGCCACUCGCUUCCUGGCAGUUCGGCUUGCACCAAAGCCAAUGUCAAAGCAGCCCUGGGGAAUCUGACAGUGGUCGGUUCUCAGGCUUCGCGUCCUAACUGGGUCGUAAAUGCCUAUACUCCUAUCGGUCGGGAGACAUUUGAUGCCAACCAUUUCCCUCCAGUUAGUGACUGGGGAGACAUCACCGCGGAUAUACUAACUCUAAGCAAUCACCUCGAGGAAUCUGGGCCAGAAACUGCCGACGAGCUUCAGAGCUAUUUGGAUAAUGUAGCUAACUGGAAGAACGGCUCAUGGGCUGCGGAUGUGACGUUCCAUCUGGACGGUUCUAAUUGUCCUGCCGAGUUUUCAACCGCAAAGGUUUCAAGUAAAACGUAUUCCUUUGAUGGAUGCUUGAGCCUAGAGGCAGAUCAGUACUGUCAGCUGUUUUUCAGUCUGCCUUUGGCACUCGUAGUCAUUGGCUGCAACGUGAUCAAGGUUCUUUGCAUCUUCUUUGCAGCCCGUAUUGAGAGAGCGGAGACUCUCUUGACUGUUGGGGAUGCGGUGUCUUCUUUCCUAACGAAACCAGAUCUCACCACGAAGGGGAUGUGCUGGGUGUCCCGGUCAGAUAUGACUCGCCUUCCUCAGCCAUGGCGUCGCGGUCGGCUUUUGGAAGGCUCGUAUACACCGAUUCGACCGGUCGUUGAAUCUAUAAGAUCAGAUCCACAGCGCUUGCGUGGCAGGAUGCAGUGGAUGCAGGUACCCAGUGGGCGUCGUUGGGCAGUGACAAUCAUUUCAUGCUCCAUUCUUCUCGUCGCCGCAGGAGUUCUCCUGGACCAAGCAUUUAGCGAUGAUGGAAUCAGACUAUAUGGAGGCAGUACAGACCUAGCGUAUCUGUGGAAACUUGGUCUAGGAAAGGUCGAUCCCAGCACGAUUAUCUACUCGAUUGAACUGAGUUUAGUGGGAUACAUUCUCGUUGCCAACUUGCCGCAACUCCUUAUUUCCAUAUCGUACUUUUUCUACAACGGCACCUUCACCAGCAUGCUUUCUGCCGCUGAAUACAGCCGCUACGGGAUGCAUCGGAAGUACCUCCGUGUCUCCUGGCCACGGGGAAAACAGCGCACGACAUACUGGCUCAGCAUGCCCUAUCGGUACAGUAUUCCUCUGCUGGUAGUCUAUGCGGUGCUACACUGGCUGGUAUCGCAGAGUCUGUUUUACGUCAAUGUGCUCGCAUACGACUUGAACCACGAGCUUACUCAUUACGGAGUGACGACCGGAUUGGGAUAUUCGCCCAUUUCGAUUAUUUUGGCCAUAAUAGUCGGUGGAGUUAUGCUAUUGGGUCUGAUAGUCAUUGGGACCAAGAGGCUGAAAAGCCGGGUGCCUGUGGCUGCAGGCUGCAGUUGUGUUAUCAGCGCAGCCUGCCAUUCAAACGACGAGGAUGCAGCCUUGAAGCCAGUAAUGUGGGGAGAGAUCUUGGAACAGGACGGGGCUGCAGAUGAUGGCAGCGAAGGCAGCAAGGCCGGACAUUGCAGCUUCGCCUCCGAGGAGGUUGUCAUACCAUCGAAGAGGAAACAAUACGCCUGACGAUCGAUCUAGACCCAGGGAUUUGGAGACGAUACUUCUUGCAUUCGGGGUCAGAACCGUCCCUUAGAUAGCCAGUCUGUACAUUAAUUACCAUCCAAUCUUCAACUUCCAGCUGACCACAGAAUCCACGAAUGAACCCUGCAAACCCAUGAACGUGGACGUAAAAAGUCUUGGGUAUGACAACACC
This is a messenger RNA of Aspergillus wentii DTO 134E9, 2120 nucleotides long. RefSeq lists its product as uncharacterized. Bases 53 to 1933 code for a protein of 626 amino acids. The record is from RefSeq and is a predicted model, not a curated record. The transcript has 2 exons. NCBI's taxonomy places the organism in Eukaryota, Fungi, Ascomycota, Eurotiomycetes, Eurotiales, Aspergillaceae.